Neurospora hispaniola is the source of this 1192-nucleotide messenger RNA. RefSeq lists its product as uncharacterized. The record is from RefSeq and is a predicted model, not a curated record. Gene Ontology annotation, cellular component: nascent polypeptide-associated complex; cytoplasm. Bases 1 to 1086 code for a protein of 361 amino acids. Gene Ontology annotation, biological process: protein targeting to membrane; proton motive force-driven ATP synthesis. The transcript has 6 exons. Lineage: Eukaryota; Fungi; Ascomycota; Sordariomycetes; Sordariales; Sordariaceae. Gene Ontology annotation, molecular function: proton transmembrane transporter activity.
AUGGCCGAUCCCAGAGUUGAGGAGCUCCCCGAGGAGGAGGUUAAGAAGACCCAGGUCGAGGAUCUCGACAACUCCAGCGAUGACGAGUCCGAUAUCGAGGCUGGCGACUCCAGCCUUCCCGCUGGCUCCCAGGCCGUAAUCCACUCCCGCAACGAGAAGAAGGCUCGCAAGGCCAUUGAGAAGCUGCAUCUCCAGCGCGUGCCCGGCAUCACCCGCGUCACCCUCCGCCGCCCCAAGAACAUUCUCUUCGUCAUUAACAACCCCGAGGUCUACAAGUCUCCCAACAGCAACACCUACAUCGUCUUCGGUGAGGCUAAGAUUGAGGACCUCAACGCCUCCGCCCAGGCCGCCGCUGCCCAGCAGCUCGCCAGCCAGUCCGCUGAGCACGACCACGCCGGCCACACCCACGAGCACGAGGAGGCUGGCAAGGCCAAGGAGGAGGAAGAGGAGGACGAGGGUGAGGAGGUCGAUGCCGAGGGUAUUGAGGACAAGGACAUCGAGCUUGUCAUGACCCAGGCCAACGUCUCCCGCAAGAAGGCCAUCAAGGCUCUCAAAGAGAACGACAACGAUAUCCGGAACGCAGCUCUCAAGGUCGACUGGGCCAAGAUCACCACCUCCCUCGGCCUUCGUGGUCAGACCGCGGCCAGCCUCCAGGCUUUCAAGAAGCGCAACGACGACGCCCGCCGCAAGCUCCAGCAGCUCUCGGAGCUCCCCACCACCGUCGACUUCGCCGCCUACCGCAGCACCCUCAAGAACCAAGCCAUCGUCAACGAGAUCGAGAAGCGCUUCACCUCUUUCAAGCCCGCCACCUAUGACGUGAACCGCCAGCUCAAGGCUAUCGAGGCCUUCGAGGUUGAGGCCAUCAAGAACGCCGAGGCCACCAAGACCAAGGUCGACCUUGAGCUCAAGGAUCUCGAGAAGACUCUCACGAACAUCGAGACUGCCCGUCCCUUCGACGAGCUUACUGUGGACGAGGUUGCCGCUGCCGAGCCUUCCAUCGACGAGAAGACCUCCAAGCUUGUCUCCAAGGGCCGCUGGUCCGUUCCUGGCUACAAGGAGCGUUUCGGCGAUCUCUCCGUACUAUAAAUGGCGAUCCCUCAGUCAACGGUUCCAUUUGUUUAUGUACUCUAGCAUUGUAGAUAGCAGGAAUGCGCCAAGGAACUACGGAUCAAUCGCAUCCUCUAUCUCCCAC